Molecule: messenger RNA, 1365 nt
Organism: Osmerus eperlanus (European smelt)
Lineage: Eukaryota; Metazoa; Chordata; Actinopteri; Osmeriformes; Osmeridae
Gene: grp
Product: gastrin-releasing peptide
Exons: 3
Coding region: 345-764 (139 amino acids)
Biological process (GO): neuropeptide signaling pathway
Molecular function (GO): neuropeptide hormone activity
Source: RefSeq, a predicted model, not a curated record
UCUCCGGGCAAAGAAUCGUUAUUGUCUGGAUGAUGACAGGUUAUUGCAAUUUGUCACUUUUAAUUUGUCAUUUUAGCAUCAUGAUGGUGUAUGAGUUCAAGAUUGCUGACGUAUGAUGACCGGGAAGGCAUGUCACUUUCAGCAUCACCUAUUCACAAACAUUACUCCCGCGGGAUCCUCGUGUGCAACUUCAGAACGUCAAGAUCAACAAGUUGGAAGUUUCUUCCAGAAAUGAUAUAAAGGACCACCCGUUUUUUGUGUCUGAAGAAUGUUUGACUUGCGCAUGUAAACUGCUCAGAUUAAACGACAGGACUGCGCUCUGUACUACUUUUCAUUUUUAUAACAUGGGAGAGAUCGGGCAUCCAUGGAUUUACAAACCAUCGUCAUCAAUGGUUGUCAUUUUGCUAUCAAUUACAUGUGUGAUGCAAUGUUCAGAGAAUCCAGCAACUAUUGAAAACGUUUAUCCACGCGGCAACCACUGGGCAGUAGGGCACUUGAUGGGUAAGAAGAGCUUAGACGGCCUCUCUGGAGCAGAGGAGCGAACUCAGGCCAGUGACCAUGUGCGUCUCCCAGAAGAAAACAAACGUCCAUCCAGGCUGUAUGGGUCCUUACUGCUUGGACAGGAGGCCCAGAGACAACCCCCCCUCAGACUGGCUCUGUUCCGGAGCAGGCAGCAGGAACAACAAGAGAGAGACGUGUUUAUCCAACAGUUGGAAAGCCUUCUGCUACAGGUUCUGAACACAAAGGAGAACAGCUCCAGCUGAAGAAUGCUCCCUCAUACAACCACACAGAGACUCUGCUUAACAUCCACACACACUCUCUGUCCUACACCUAUGGCAUCUCAUUAGAGCAGUUGAUGAUUUGAAUGACACCCGUUUAUUUGAUAUACUCUUAGUAAUCCAUUUCAAGGGUAAAUAUAUCACUUCUUGUCAAAUAUAGUGGAGAUAUUUUCAAUUCUUAAGAUAUAUUUGAGCCAUCUUAAUCUUUUGUGAAAUCUUAAUCUUUUGUGAUAUAUUAAUGGUGUCACCACAUACACACCAACCAUGUUGUGUUUAGAGCUUUUAAUAAAUAUAAUACUGGGAUAACUGCAUAGUGAAUAGCUGUGCAUUCACUCUUGUUUCAAUGUAGGUCAUUACUGUUGGAGAGAUUGAAUGGCCCGAGGUGAGUGACAGAUGUAGUAGGAGAUAUUAACCACAAGAUGACAGACAAGAACUUAUUUGCAGGCAGUCAGGUUCAAGAUUGCAUCCAUUUACAUAAAACUCAUCGCAUAAGAACCUAGGAGGGCAGAGCCAGGAUAACCUACUGUAGCCUACAUAAUUAAAUUACAUACAUGUUUUCAAUGUUACAUUACACAUUAAAAUCUAU